This is a messenger RNA of Dermacentor silvarum, 816 nucleotides long. RefSeq names its product diencephalon/mesencephalon homeobox protein 1-B. Bases 4 to 816 code for a protein of 270 amino acids. Gene Ontology annotation, molecular function: RNA polymerase II transcription regulatory region sequence-specific DNA binding; DNA-binding transcription factor activity, RNA polymerase II-specific. Gene Ontology annotation, biological process: regulation of transcription by RNA polymerase II. The transcript is spliced from 4 exons. The record is from RefSeq and is a predicted model, not a curated record. NCBI's taxonomy places the organism in Eukaryota, Metazoa, Arthropoda, Arachnida, Ixodida, Ixodidae.
CCCAUGGUACGCAAGCAGCGCCGUAGCCGUACGGCCUUCACGCAGCAGCAAUUGUCGGCGCUGGAGCGCAGCUUCGCUCGGGCACCCUACCCGGACGUGUGGACGCGUGAGAGUCUCGCGCUCACCACCAACCUACCCGAGGCACGCAUUCAGGUCUGGUUCAAGAACCGGAGGGCUAAGCAUCGCAAGACGCAGAAGCAGCUGGGCUCCGUGAGCGCAGUCAGCAGUGCAAAAACCGCCGCUGAGGUCGGCAGACACGAAGUAGAAGAAACGUUCGACGGUUUCCGUCCGACCAAAGGGCACCCAGCUUCGAAAGUCCACACAAAUGAGUCUACGGUGGCAGGAGAGAACUUGCAAGAUACGCCAAGCGACGACCUAAGGCGCGUCCAGCAACAACGUCGAGGGGAAGCACCUUUGGCCUCUUGCGUCACUCAUCGGCAUCCAAUCACGGUGGACGAUGCGGCGUGCAGGUCGUGGCUAAGCUCGCGGCCGCUGCUUCACGAAGAGCGAGCGUCGGCGUCCUUGCGAAUGGCCAUGGGCGGCGACGAUACGCUCCAGCCACUGCACUGUCCGCCGAUGAGAGGAGGCGUCCGGUCUGCGGCUGAAUACUCGACGCCACCGCCCAGUGUUUCCGACGCAGCAGCCAUGCUAGGCUGUGCAGCGAGCCCCGAACAGCAGUGCUGGCCCGGAUUUGCCUCAUCGACGGUGUACGUGGACGCGGCGCGAGCUCGCCAGACGGCUUGCGCCUUCUCGGCGAAGCUGGCGCACUGGUCAGAUUACUCGAGGAGAACGAGAGCGUCCCACGAGCCGACGUAA